Messenger RNA from Galleria mellonella (greater wax moth), 3535 nucleotides. It is a transcript of the gene Gpdh1, whose product is annotated as glycerol-3-phosphate dehydrogenase [NAD(+)], cytoplasmic. NCBI's taxonomy places the organism in Eukaryota, Metazoa, Arthropoda, Insecta, Lepidoptera, Pyralidae. The record is from RefSeq and is a predicted model, not a curated record. Gene Ontology annotation, molecular function: glycerol-3-phosphate dehydrogenase [NAD(P)+] activity; NAD binding; protein homodimerization activity. Bases 264 to 1352 code for a protein of 362 amino acids. The transcript is spliced from 9 exons. Gene Ontology annotation, cellular component: cytosol; glycerol-3-phosphate dehydrogenase (FAD) complex. Gene Ontology annotation, biological process: carbohydrate metabolic process; glycerol-3-phosphate catabolic process.
UCGCAUUACUGUCUUAUUUCUCUUUUUGUGUUGAUAUUAUGAAUUGAUAACCGGGUUGAUAUUGAUAACAACAUUCGCUACGUACUUAUAUUAAAUCGCUACAGAAUACUACAGGAUAGUCAUUCGCGCUACAGUUACCUAGCACAAUGAACGCUUAAGCAUAUCAGCACCUGUUCAGUCGCUAAUUUUCAUUAAUUUCAUUUGCCGACUCAAUCGUCGUCCUAAAAGUAUUAUUUGCUAAAUUUUCUUGUAGUUUGUAUAAAAUGGCAGAAAGGCAAACUAAAAAUAGAGUUUGCAUCGUUGGGUCAGGAAAUUGGGGUUCAGCAAUCGCAAAAAUUGUUGGAAAAAAUGCAGCCAGACUACCAAAUUUUGAAGACCGUGUUACCAUGUGGGUAUUUGAGGAAAUUAUUGAAGGGAAGAAAUUAACAGAAAUUAUUAAUGAAACACAUGAAAAUGUCAAAUAUUUGCCAGGACACAAAUUACCACCAAAUGUGGUUGCUGUUCCUGAUGUGGUGGAAGCUGCAAAAGAUGCUGAUAUCCUCAUCUUUGUUGUACCUCACCAGUUCGUUAGAAAAAUUUGUUCGACUCUACUUGGCAAAAUUAAACCUACGGCCGCUGCGCUGUCAUUAAUUAAGGGCUUCGAUAUCGCAGAAGGCGGUGGCAUUGAUCUGAUUUCUCACAUCAUCACAAGAUGUUUGAAAAUUCCUUGUGCAGUGCUCAUGGGAGCUAACAUUGCGUCCGAGGUGGCUGAAGAAAAAUUCUGCGAGACCACAAUCGGGUGCCGCGACGCGAUUCUCGCGCCCAUCUUGCGAGACAUCAUACAGACAGAGUAUUUCAGGGUUGUAGUCGUUGAUGAUGAAGACGCUGUAGAGAUCUGCGGAGCGCUCAAGAACAUCGUUGCUGUGGGAGCUGGAUUCGUAGACGGUCUCGGUUACGGUGACAACACGAAAGCGGCAGUGAUCCGGCUAGGACUUAUGGAAAUGAUCAAAUUCGUCGAUGUAUUUUACCCAGGCAGCAAGUUAAGCACGUUCUUCGAGUCGUGCGGGGUUGCCGACCUUAUAACCACUUGCUACGGUGGCAGAAACAGGCGCGUUGCGGAAGCCUUCGUGAAAACCGGCCGCUCCAUAAAAGAAUUGGAAGAUGAAAUGUUGAAUGGACAGAAACUUCAGGGGCCAAUCACUGCGGAUGAAGUCAACCAUAUGCUUGCUAACAAAAAUAUGGAAAACAGGUUUCCACUGUUCACAGCUGUUUUCCGUAUCUGCCGAGGCGAGCUAAAACCUAGCGACUUCAUUAACUGCAUCCGUACUCACCCAGAACACAUGGAACAGCCGCCGCCAAAAAGUUCUCUGUGACCUGAGUGACGCGCCCCAUCAGUGCUUGACAUCAACUUGAGAUUAUCGCAUUCCAGUCAACUGCACCCACUGCACAUGUCACUACCCGAGACAUUGCUAUUAAAAUUAACCAUCUUAAUUUACAAAUUGGUUAAACCAUAAUCAAUUAUCUAUUUAUAUUAAUUCAUUAUGUUUUUCACAUUUUCCAGUAUCAUUAUGUAAAUCGUAUAGCACUUAAAACAUCUACAUGUGUAUAAUAGUUUUCAUCAUUUAAAUAUGUGUGUUGUCAAAGGUAAUUAUUUCUAAAUAAUUCGUCUUUAUUAUAAUAUGAUGAGCAUUUACAAUACGAGGGUCUGUCGGUGCAAUAAGUUAGAAGGCAGUAAAGAGCGCAGAUUUUUGUAAUAGAAAUCUAAAAACUUUUUUCAAUAUGUACAAAACAAUUAAUUAAUUAUUUUAUUACUAUGUGCGUGUAUAAGUAAAUUUAUACUUGACUAAUAAUACACAGCUAAUGUUAAAUAAUACAAGCUAUAAUAAAUAUGUAGAGGUAUAUACUAUCAUGACACUACAUUGAAAAUACAUCAGCAAGAAUAUAUAUUGGCCGAUGUGAAUGUAAAGUACACAUUCACAUCGGCCAAUUUAUAUUAGAUAUAUAAACUGCUUGUAAAUUAUGUCACUGUAAACGUAAGUUUUUUUUAUAAUCUAGUUAACAAAAAAAGUAAUUUUUGUAAACUCAUUAUAAAAACUUAAUAGGUGGAUUUUCUGCUGAUGAUACCUCUUACUGUAAAUGCUAUAAGUGUGCACAUAGUAUAAUGGAAAAAGUAGAAUAUGAUUAUCAUUGUGAUAAUCAGGUGCUAAUGUUUCACUUAUUUUGAUUCAUAAUGCAUUACUAUUAUGGUUUAAUCAAUAUUUUAUCAUUUAAUUAAAACAAAUCUGAAUCAUUGCAAUGCACUAAUGUUUUCUAAAUAGUGGUAUAAUCGAAUCGUUUUAAUAUUACAAUAAAAAUUUUUGGUUUGUUGUUAUUUGAAUGAAUUAUGUUAAUACAUCCGACAAAAAUUAGUUAUAUUCGUAAGAUUAAGUGAAAUUAAAUAAAUAUAUUAAAAGCUGAAUUGUACAAUUUAGAAAACAAAAUUCAUUUGCACUUUUACCAUGUGAAUUUUGUGAUUGUUUGUGAUGUAUUUAAAUUAUAUGUUAGUCUCUCUUCUUGCCAUCAACUUUUUUAAGAUUAUACAAUUUUACUUAAAUAUGAAUGAUAUUGAUGUGCUUCAGAAUAUCUAGUGAUGCAUUUAGACUUCUAAGCACAUCGAAUUUACCUUUAAAAGUGAACUAUUAUUUUUAAAAAGUCUGCAGGUUUUAUAGUAAAAAACUUAAUAGGUUAAAAUGGUAUAGUGUAGUGCUUGGGCUUGGUGAUCAAGUUUGUAUCAAUUAUUAGGAAUUAUUAUUAGUGAAUAAUUUAUUCACUUUUUUAGAUAACAGCCAGAUUGGUUAAAAUACCAAUGUUUCAUUUUAAAAGAAAUUAUUGAUUAGAAAAAAAAAUGUGUUAUUAUAAUUCCGCCGGAGUCCUAAUUCGACGGAUAUUUAUAAGCAGCCAUUUUGUCCUAGUCUAUAUUUUAACAUUUUAUUAGAUUAUUAUAUGUACUUAAAUGUUGCAUUACAAUAGUGACGAUAAUGUGCAAUAAACUUCUAGCUUAUAUAACUAGUCCAACAAAAAUAUAAAAUGGCAGUGCCUAGACCAAUUUUAAAAUGAAACCGCUGGCUCGGGAUUUUUUAAUAUUAUUUAAUAGACACUGUAAUACAUGAGGGGAAUAAAAUUUUACUAAAUGUUACUUUUGUUGUAUCAUUCGUAGUUUGCACACAAAGUUUCAGUGUUGUGAAAUAACAUACUUAUUCAUUUCACACUAUAGCUGUUAUAUCGAAUUUGUCACUUGUUUUACAGGCAGAAUACAAUCAUCAUGAAAACAGAAGUCUUAUAAAACUAAACAAAUGUAAAUUGCACAGUAUUUGUGCUUGCACAUAUCUAUUUAGUUUAUUUUUUUCAGGGUACGGAUAGUUAGAAAAUCACAUUGCUGUAUAAGUUAAAAAUAAGAGGUAAGACGUAAUGUCGUAACGUAUAUAGGCUUCUGUUAAUGUAAUAGGUAUCCAUUCUAUUUUAUAAUAAUAAUAUGUGAUGUUUUCUUUUACUUAAUUAUACAGUGUCAGUUUCAAAA